CGGGAGCUGGGGCCGGGGGUCAGCGGUACUCCUUGCCACUGCGCCCCAGCGCAAGCUGGCGGUGUGAGAGGGGGUCGCCUUGCGCAUUGGCACCUACAGAGGCGGAACGGGGGUUAACGCUUCAUUUGCUCGUUGAGGGUAGAGAUCUUGAACCCAGAUGGGUGUUACAGGCGGAAACUCAGCAGGUGAAGCCUCUCCUGGCCCGGAGAUGUAGGAAGUGAGAAAAGCUGUACCUGUUUGGUUUCUGUCUGUUACGCAGCUCCUAAAGUUCUGCCCGGCGAGAAGAUGGUGUCAGUCCUUAAGGGAAUGAGGUUCAGAGGUGCUUUUGGGUUAAGAGCAGUUCGUGCUGCCUUUUCUUGUGUUUUGUGUUUGUGGUUGUUUUGCAGGCAACACAGAUGCAUCUGGCUGUUUCCUCUUUUCUGAGGACCGUUGUGUAAUUAUGGGGCACGUAGUUUCUAAAAGAGAAGGAAGGCUCCAGGGUUCAAGCUUGCUUUCAGAAGACGCUCAUUAUCCUGGAAGCCUGCCUAAUCGCUGACAGGCAGUGUCUGACUUUUUUGUUCUUUAGGGCUGUGGAAAGACUAUAGAUGUUUCGGUGCAUCCUAUUCCUUUCAUGUGUUUGGGACUCAGCUUAAGUCCAGUGCGGUGUUUGGUUAAAACUAUAAGAGUGGCAGGGUACGGGGAACAUUUGCAUAAAGGAAGAUUGGUUUCGAAGUGUCCUCAAGCUGAUUGCUGUGAUUAUGAAACUAGUGGGCUAUCAUGUGGUACCGGUAAUAUAAGGCUGAAGCCAUGUGGCAACAGUGUUGGUAUGUCAGCUGAUUCCUGUUGAGUUAAUGUGAUGGGCUGUGGAAAUUGUAGAGUCCUCAACAAGUAGAGUCAAUGAAUUUUUCAUGGUACAGCUCUUUUGCCGGCAGUGCUGCUUGAGCUUUAGAGAAGAAUGUGCGCUUUAAAAAUUGCCCAUCUGUUAAGUGUGACACAAAUAACAGUAAUAAUUGGAGUGAAGCUCUGCCCAUAUUGAAGAUAUAAGGAGAAGUUUAAUAGAAAUUUAGAGUGACUAAAUAUGCCGGAAAAGGAGGAACUGAUGCAAUGUUGUGUUCCUCAUGCAUACACAAGUUGCAUAUUUUCCAGCGUACCUUUGAAACCAGGCCGAAGUCUUAUGGACUGGAUUCGAUUAACUAAAAGUGGGACAGAUCUCACUGGUCUAAAAGGAAAAUUAAUAGAGGUGACUGAAGAAGAGCUUGCUAAGCAUAAUAAGAGGACUGACUGUUGGAUAUGCAUAAGAGGUCUCGUGUAUAAUAUCACACCGUAUAUGGAAUAUCACCCUGGUGGCGAAGAUGAGUUGAUGAAAGCAGCAGGAGCUGAUGGCACAGAGCUAUUUGAUCAGGUUCAUCGCUGGGUAAAUUAUGAAUCGAUGCUGAAAGAAUGUUUGGUUGGAAGAAUGGCACUCAAACCUUUUGCUGCUUUGAAAGAAUCUUGCCCCAUUGUACCUGAAGAAAACAGAAUCUUAAAUGGUCUGUUUUCUAAAAAGAAAGUCACGGAUAAUUAUUCCAAAGAAGUAGUUCCCAGUUAUGAUUGGUUCCAGACAGACGGUUCCAUCACCGUGGUCAUAUACACGAAACAAAAGGAUAUGAACAGUGAAUUGGUGAUAGCUGAUCUUCAAGAACGUAAACUGAGAGGAGAGCUGAUUGUGAAAGACUACUCGUAUCUUUUACAUCUUGAACUGAGUUAUGCAGUUCAUGAGGAUAUGAUAGUACAGGUCUCUGAAAAAGUGGGAAAGGUAGAAUUUGUCCUGAAGAAGAAAGAAAUUCUGUCUUGGAAAAAACUUGGACAGCCAUUGGAAAGUCAUAACUCCUUUGUCAAACGCACAGAGAGAGGUCUGUAUUACAGAAAAUGCAGAUUGCUGUCAAAGACAAAUGUCAGUCAUGACACCCAACUCUUCUGUUUAGCAUUACCGCUGGGAACUCAUCUCCUAGUCCCUGUUGGGCACCAUGUUUACCUCAGACAAACUAUUACAGGCACAGAGAUAGUGAAGCCAUAUACACCAGUGCCAUCUUUCUUGGUGUCUACAUUCAAAAACCCCUGUCAUGAUGAUCAGUUGCAUAUAUUUUUCAUAAUCAAAAUUUACCCAAGUGGACUAUUCACACCAGUACUUGAUGCCCUACGAAUAGGGGAGUAUAUUUCUGUGAGUAAUCCUGAAGGUAACUUCACGAAAUCGCAAAUGGAAGAUGUAGAGGAUCUGUUUUUAUUGGCCGGAGGCACAGGAUUCACCCCAAUGGUUAAGCUGCUCAGCUACGCUCUGACCAGUAGCAAGAGUCUCAGGGCAGUGAAAUUUAUGUUCUUCAACAAGACGGAAGAUGACAUACUUUGGAGAAAUCAGCUGGAGCAACUAGCCCUGAAUGAUGCAAGAUUUGAGGUUCACUUUGUCCUCUCGGAGCCAAAGAAAGGCUGGAAAGGCAAAGAAGGAAAAAUUUCUUCCUCUCUUCUUUCCCAAUUUGUGAAAAGAAGUAAAUGUGAUUCUAAGGUGCUCAUAUGUAUCUGUGGUCCACCACCUUUCAUGGAGCAAGGAAUGCAGUUUCUGCAAGAUGUUGGGUACUCCUCUAAAGAAAUACACUGUUUUACAGCUUAAAUAUGCAGCAUUAAGACCCUAGGUUGUGCACUUCAAAAACAUUGUUUUUUUAAAAAAAUGCAAGAAAAUAUUAUGCAUGAAUAUCUUGUUCUUUUUAAUGUGAUUACUUGAACUCUUGUCAUAUUUAGGUGAGGGUGGGUUCUUUUAUAUUCUGCUGUUUUGAAAUUGUAUUUAUUUUUCUUACUAUAUCAAACUUCACCAGAAUAUUUUAAGGGGUAAGUAAACUAGCACGUGUAUGUAUUGCACAGGUAUGAACUUUGUCCUCCAUCAAGUACAAUUUAGUAGCAUCCCUUUGCACUGGUUACUAUGUCUAUAUAGGCACUAGAGACCUUAUUUUAAAUUAUAACUUCACCACUUUCCAAAGUCUCGGCAAUAUAGUAUGAAGUUAUAUGUUACACAGUUAACUCAGGAAAACCAUCUUACAGGUGUCAUAAUGCUGUAGUAUUGUAAAUAACGAGUGUUCUUAUAAUUUAUAUGCAAAAUAUCGGUUUUAUAUACUAAAUCACUUUUUGUAUCAGGAUAAUAAAAACAAGAUGGUUGCAUUUAAAUACAUCAAUUUGUUCAUUAUUAUUUUUAAAUAUAAUGUUAUUGCAUUUCAGAACAACCACAAAAAUCUACAGAACUCAAAAACACCAGUCUCUUCCCCACUAGCAUCCACUGACCCUCCACCCACCCAUUCCCCAGGUAGUUUAAUGUCAUCAGCACAUAGUUCAAGUGGCUAUCCAUACUCAUAGCUACUAUUAACAUAGAAGCAUAGAAUUGUAGAGUUGGGAGUAGCCCUGUAGUCCAAACCCCCUGCAAUGCAGGAAUCUCAGCUAAAGCAUCCAUGACAGAGGGCCAUCCAACCUCUGCUUAAAGGCCUCCAAUGAGGGAGAGUCCACCACCUCUUGAAGAAGUCCGUUCCACUUUCGAAGAGCUCUUAGCAUCAGAAAGUUCUUCCUGCUGUUUAGUUGGAAUCUCCUUUCCCGUCACUUGAAGCCAUUGGUUCAGAUCCUACCCUCCGAAAGCAAGGGAAUCCAAGCUUGCUCCAUCUUUCGUGUGACAGAUCUUUAGAUAUUUGAAGAUGGCUAUUGUAUCUCCUCGCAACAUCCUCUUAUCCAGGGUAAACAUCCAACUCCCUUAACUCUUCCUCGUAAGGCUUGGUUUCCCGACCUUGAUCAUCUUGGUCGCCCACCUCUGCACACAUCUCUGCUUGUCAAUAUCCUCCAUAAACUCUGGUGCCCACAAUUGGACACAGUACUCCAUGUGUGGUCUGACCAAGGCAGAAUUGAGCAGUACUAUUACUUCCCUUGAUGUGGCCAUUAUACUUCUGUUGA
Molecule: messenger RNA, 3939 nt
Organism: Zootoca vivipara (common lizard)
Lineage: Eukaryota; Metazoa; Chordata; Lepidosauria; Squamata; Lacertidae
Source: RefSeq, a predicted model, not a curated record